UUUGUUAUUUAUUGCUAAAAUUUAUUUUUAGUUUUUUCAAUAUCUCUUAAAAUAUACAAUAAAAAUGUGAUUGUAUUUUAUAAAUUAUAUUAUAUAAGUAAAAUAUAAUUUAUUUAUUUUCCUGUAAUUGUAAGAGCAAAAAUCUAGUAUUUUUGGGCUUUGCGAGUUUGAGGCAAGACUGGGUCAAUUUAACUCGAUUGAUGUUUCUUAUUUUGAUCUAUUAUUUUGUGAUAAAACUGUUUUUGUUUUUGAAAUACUAUCAAUUGUUAAUUUUGUUGUAGAUUUUUAGUUGAUUUUUUUAUCAAUGAAUAAUUAAUGAGAUGAUAUUUGGGAGGAUUUAUCAGUAGUAUAUUUUAGUUUUUUUUAAUCAAAAUUUUGGUUUAAAAUUUUGAAAUAUAUAGUUGAUAUUAGUAGAGAAAUUCCCUAAGAUAUCAUUUUUUAAGUUUUUGUCACAAAAAUAGUUCUCAAUGAGAAAAAAUGACCAAAAGAAGUUUUAUUAAAGGGUAAAAAAUAUAUUUUACUCUAGAGUUAACUAAUCUAGAUUUAGAGUUUAAAACUGAGGUGGACUUUUGGAGAUAGAAUUUCAAAUUUAAAAAACAAAAAAUUAAAAUUAAAAUUUUCAAAUGAAAAUGCUAUUUUGGUUAUUUUUUAUGGCUAUUUUUGUGACAAAAACUUAAAAAUAACUAUUUGAGAGAAUUGUCCAAUAACUCUUUAAAUGCGGUUUAUCUAAGACUACGAUUAUCGCGGUUUCCAAAACCGGUUUCUGCAGGAUUUUAACCUGUGGGCCCCACUUUUUCAAAAAAAAACGGUCUCCAAAGUCGUGAGUUAAGGAUCGAUCUUGGGCUAGUUUUUGUACAGUUUGCAGGGUCCACGGACACGUGACGGCUCGGUUCAAUUUUUUUUUUUUAAGGACAAAAAAAAAAUCAACCCAUAACGGUAUCACUAAUCAUUCUCUAAUGCAACAUGGAGUUUAUUUUGUAAUAAUCUUGUCGAUGUCCUUGGAGAUUGUUAUCAGCUAGAGAGAUACGUUGUGGCAGACUUGAACUUAAAAGAGUUUUGGGAUCAUGUUCGAAAGGAUACAUAAACAUAGAGAAAGUGGUUCCCAUGAUCUCUGACAGACAAGAUCCUACGUGGGUCAUUGUCAUAACGACAACAGAAAACAACAAACAUCUCUCAUAUUUGACCGUUGGAACAAAUCUUUACCUCAUGCAAAGUCGUUAAACUGUUUCUUAAAGACCCCAAAAUAGAAAAACAAAGAGAGAGCUAGAUCUUUUGAGUUGUGUACUCCACAGAAUCUAGGGCUCCUCCUAGUUUCUCGCGAAACAAAAACGAAUCAGUGUCUCAUGGUCCUAAAGAUUAAUGACAUUCUGUUCUUCAGUUUUCUCUCUCCGGAUUUUCGUUAUCGACGAACAGGGUUUGCUGCAACUUUUUGACCACCAUGCAGUGACUUAACGGAAAAAACAAAAGCUUCGAGUAUUUUUUUGUUGUUUGUAACGGUCUUUUCGUCCUCAUCUCUUGUUUCUUGAGUUACAAGUCUUCUCUCCUGUGAUUUUAGAAUUUCUCAUUGUACUAGCUAGGGCGUUUCAAUUUCUGAAAAGUCAUUGAUUCUACAUUUGGCUCUCUCUCCUUCCUCCUGACACAUAACCUUCGAGAGAGUCAAUUACAUCUUGAUCAUCCAUCUGAUGAACCUGAGAUUCUUGGGUUUUAUACUUGGGGAUCAAUGAGGAGAUAGUAUUUGUUCUUGAUGCACACGGAGAUUGUGAAGUUGUCUGGAGUAUUAUGGGUUGCAUCUUCUCAAAAAGAAAUACAGAAGAAGAAGAAGAAGAAGUUAAUGUUCAACAUGAGAAACCUCAAGAAACAUCCUCAGUUCAAUUGAUUGCGCCUACAACCUCCCAGAAAGAUGACUUUUCACAUAAAUCCGUGGACGGAAGCUCAUCGCAUAAAGCAUCUGGUCGAGGCAGCGGAUUGAUUGUUCCUAUAGACGAUAGUGAUGGUAAAACGGUAAUUGUGGAGAGACCCACAAGGUCCCACCGGAGAUGUUCAACAGCAGAUGUUGGAACAGGAGGAGGAUUUCAAUUGUUUCAGCAGCCCCCGAGUAAUGUUAUCUCAAGUAGCCCCGAGUCUGAGCUCACUGCAGCUGGAUGGCCUUCUUGGCUAACCUCUGUUGCUGGUGAAGCCAUCAAGGGUUGGGUUCCUCGUCCGGCCGAAUCCUUUGAGAAGUUGGACAAAGUUAGUUUCUUUUGCCCCUAAUCUUUGGUCUUCACGGCAUGUAUUAAAAUAUUUAAACUUAUGCAGAUUGGACAAGGGACUUAUAGUACCGUGUACAGAGCUCGUGAUCUUGAGACCGGUAAAAUGGUGGCCAUGAAGAAGGUUAGAUUCGUCAAUAUGGAUCCUGAGAGUGUGAGAUUCAUGGCUAGGGAAAUCAACAUCUUGCGGAAACUUGACCAUCCAAACGUUAUGAAGCUCGAUUGUCUUGUCACCUCAAAACUCUCUGGUAGCUUGUACCUUGUGUUCGAGUACAUGGAGCAUGAUCUUUCUGGUCUCGCUCUUAGACCCGGUGUCAAAUUCACAGAACCUCAGGUACAUUUUAUGUCUGAAAAAAAUGUUAACAAGUGGACUAAUAACCAUUGUUGCUUCUUGCAGAUCAAAUGUUACAUGAAACAGCUGCUUAGCGGUCUUGAACAUUGCCACAGCCGAGGAAUCCUCCACCGCGACAUUAAGGGUUCAAAUCUCUUGGUGAACAAUGACGGAGUCCUCAAGAUUGGAGAUUUUGGUCUGGCGAGUUUCUAUCAUCCAGAUCAAGAUGAACCCCUGACGAGCCGUGUAGUCACCUUGUGGUACAGGGCCCCUGAGCUUCUACUUGGAGCUACAGAGUAUGGAGCCGGCAUAGAUCUGUGGAGUGUUGGCUGCAUUCUAACAGAACUUUUCUUAGGGAAACCAAUCAUGCCCGGAAGAACAGAGGUGGAGCAAAUGCAUAAGAUCUUCAAGUUGUGUGGUUCACCAUCCGAUGAUUACUGGCGGAAGACAAAGCUACCACUUGCGACAAGUUUCAAACCACAACAACCUUACAAACGUGUCCUUCUAGAGACGUUCAAGAGUUUGCCAUCUUCUGCUCUAGCUCUUGUUGACAAGCUUCUAUCCUUAGAACCAGAGAAGCGAGGCUCAACUUCAUCAACGCUAAACAGCAAGUUCUUCACAACCGAACCACUCCCUUGCGAGGUAUCAAGUUUGCCCAAGUAUCCUCCAAGCAAGGAACUUGAUGCAAAGGUCCGUGAUGAAGAAGCAAGAAGGAAACGUGCCGAAACUGUGAAGGGACGUGAAGCUGAAUCGGUGAGAAGGGCUUCCAGAGAUUUUAAUCCUGAGGAAGCCAGUAGAACAGGGUCGAGAGGAGAGACGGGAAGAGGCGAUAGAGAUAAAGGAUUUUCUCAUACCAAUUCAAUGAUUCACCCAAGUAUAACAGCAACAUGGAGUAAAAACGAAAGCUCUAGGCACAAUGUAGUAGAGCUGAAAGCUACCCGAUCUAGCAAUGUGCCAGUCACAGCAAGAUACUUGUCUCCUUCAUAUAAAGAUGACGCAGCCAUUGAACCCACGACGACAUACAGACGCAAGAAGAACAGAAUGCACUGUUCAGGUCCAUUGAUGCCUCCAGGUGGAAACAUUGAGGACAUUCUGAAAGAGCAUGAGAGGCAAAUCCAAGAGGCUGUAAGGAAAUCGCGGCUUGAGAAAUCUGCAACAAAGAAAAAUCACAAAACAGGUUCAUAAAUAGAAGACAUGAGUGAAGCUUUGGUAACACUAAAAACAUCACCUGAACUGGAAGAAGGAAGACUGACCAUGGCUAUCGGGCUCUGCUUUUUGGUUUUAUGCUGCAAUAGCGACAGUUCUUCAACGUCUUUUAGCAGGCCGUUGCCGCCACAGCUAUGCUUGUGCUACUAAGCUCUGUAAUUAUGUGGUCAUUGUACAUGGAAACUCUUUGUUCUCUCUCUCACAUAUUUUCAUGUGGCUUGGAGAAGCAAAUAAGUGUGUGUACUAUUUAGGAACUGUGUUUAGUUGUGCAAGUCACUCUGCAGAUAUAAGUUUUUUUUUUCCAGUCUUUACACAGAAGUGCAUUUACAUAUACAAGAACUACAUAAGUUGAUGGAUCUUAGAAUCCAUUCAAAUAUUAUGGUUAGAGUUUGGUCUAACAUAUUAACAGGAAAUGAAUAAAAUAACUUCUUUUUAUUUAAGACAAAAAGUCAUUCUAUUACUCAAACUUGAGGUACUAGAAUAGAAUAACCAACAAACCAAAUGUCCCUAUGAUAUAGGUUAUUUUGCAGUCUUGAAAUCUGCUCUUGAAUCUUGAAUAAAAUAGCUUUUAAUUAUGAAUUGAUAGUGAAAAUAUGAUACUACUGAUUGUAUAAGAUGACGAUAUAGACAAAGGUGAAAGUGAUUCUAUGAUUGUAACCAACUCGAAGUAUAAAACUAGAUAAUUUAAGAUUAGAGAGGAUGUCCAAAAGGCCAAGAUCCCUUUCUCCUUCAUCUUCUUUCUUCUUUUCUAGCUGGUUCUAAGUGAAUCGUAAUGAAAGCUUGAUCUUCAUCGAGAAUCUAGCGCGAUCAAGUUGUCAUUAAUUUCCCAGUUUCUUCUAUGUUUUGAGUUAGCUGUCAAAGCAAUGUUGACUUCCUUAGGGCUUGAUGGACCUUUGUUCUCUUAUGUUUUGUUGUCUCCUUAAUGGGAUCUUAAACUAUUUAUUGGGACGAUCGUUGAAUCAGGUUUAGAAUAGGGUAAACCCCAUCUCCAGCAAUAGUCCCCUCCGAGUUCAGAGUGUUUAAUAUCUUCAUCCAGUUGCGGUGUUGAUUCCAACCUGAUCAUGUAUUUGUACCAGUGGCUUAUGAUUUUCAAAACUCGAUUCAAGACUCUGAUCCUUAAAAGUUAUUAAUGAUUUGAUUUUCUUUCUUUGUAUAUUAAAUUGAUUUGGCCUGGGCGAUCAUUUCCUUUUUUGUGGAGAUAUAAACCAUUUGUCUCUCUCUCUCU
Molecule: messenger RNA, 5008 nt
Organism: Brassica napus (rape)
Lineage: Eukaryota; Viridiplantae; Streptophyta; Magnoliopsida; Brassicales; Brassicaceae
Product: probable serine/threonine-protein kinase At1g09600
Exons: 5
Coding region: 2290-3762 (490 amino acids)
Biological process (GO): protein phosphorylation; positive regulation of transcription elongation by RNA polymerase II
Cellular component (GO): nucleus; cyclin-dependent protein kinase holoenzyme complex
Molecular function (GO): RNA polymerase II CTD heptapeptide repeat kinase activity; ATP binding; cyclin-dependent protein serine/threonine kinase activity
Source: RefSeq, a predicted model, not a curated record